CAGGUAUUUAUAUAAGGCUGCCUUGCAUGAAGAAACCAGUCUACUCCAGGCAGUCAGCGAGUGAACGUUAUGAAGGCUCUGGUGCUGCUGGUGCUAGUGUCCCUGGGACCGGCCUGCUUGGCCCGGCCUACCACGGUGGUCCAGUUCAGCCCAGUAGGAAAUUCCCCAGGCAUCGCUGCGGGGUUUGCCUACGCCUUCCGCGCUCCAGCCUCGGCUAACAUGCUGCCGGCAGCCCCAGGCUCGGGGCGCUCCCUCCUGCCGCCUCCCAUCGCCGGGCCCUCCAUCUUCAAAACACAGUACCACAGCCAGGACGAGCUGGGACAAUAUGCCUUCGGGUACGUAGGCGACGCAUCCACCGCCCACGAGGUGCGCACCUCAGAUGGUGCCGUGCGGGGCUCCUACACCUAUCUGGACGCUGACGGUCAGCUGCAGACUGCUAACUACGUCGCCGACCACAAGGGCUUCCGCGUGGAGGCGACGAACCUGCCCACUGCCCCGCUGCCAGGACCCUCUCCCUCUCUGAUGCCGCAGCCAGUGCAGGCAACACCUGAAGUGGCGGCUGCUACCGCUGCCCACCUCCGGGCCUUCGCGGAGGUGAAGGCCGCCCGGAGAGGGUGAACCGUGCCUCCUCCACCCACAUCAUACUUUCCCCACCCGCUUCCCUCUAUCACUCAACUCCUCCAGUCACGCCUCGCUACACCCCACGUUCACAUAUUUUUCUGAGAGCUCCACCGCCCCUCAUUACCCACAUCUAGCGCCCACUUCGGACCCACCAGGAACCAAGUCUUGCUAGCGCGCGCUGUGGGCACCAGUCAUUCUGCAACCUGGGAGGAAGAGUGACCUCUGCGGCGAGUGGCUAGCUGGCAGUGUGGCAAUCACACAAACCUGGAUGUCGGAGUUUCAGUGGUACUCUCCCUCCCUCUCCCUUCCCUUUUCCCCUUCCCUUCCCCAUGGCUGGGCUCUGAAUGUAGAUAAUAGGUUAUUUAUUGUAGCCCGGCUGUCCUCACCAUAGUCCCGAGGAGGCAUUCACUUGCUCCAAAAGCAGUAUUACUCCCCAGCUGCCCCAAAGUCGGCCCCCACCCUGGCCGCCGCGUCCGGGGUGUCGAGGCCUCACCGUCCUGGCGCCCUUUACUAUGAGUAAGAUGUAUUGUUGUGAGAUUUUAGUUCAAAUAAAAUCAUCAUAAGUAA
Messenger RNA from Portunus trituberculatus (swimming crab), 1188 nucleotides. RefSeq names its product cuticle protein 6-like. The record is from RefSeq and is a predicted model, not a curated record. Gene Ontology annotation, cellular component: chitin-based extracellular matrix. Gene Ontology annotation, molecular function: structural constituent of chitin-based larval cuticle. Lineage: Eukaryota; Metazoa; Arthropoda; Malacostraca; Decapoda; Portunidae.